AUGCCUCUGCCUGUCCUGUCCCAGGCUGCCAACCAAAAACAGAUCCAGCAGCAGGCCUCUGGCCGGUCAGUGAUUCUGAAGCAGGGACAUCCCUGCCCACAUAGCUCUCCAGCAGACAAGGGCCCCAGCACUAAUCUGCUAGCCUGUCCUGUUUCCAGCUACAGGCCACUGAAAGAACCAGCACCAGGCCUCCUGCUAGCCUGUCCUGUUUCUGGCUGCAGUCCACACACAGACCAAGUGACAGGCCGCAGGCCAGCCAGUGAUUCUGAGACAGGUACAUCACUGCCCAGUUACCUCUCCUGCAGUCCCCUCCUCAUCGCCCACCAACUAGCCUGUCCUGUUCCGGGCUGCAGGCCACAGGCAGACCAAGUGGCACGCCUCUGGCCAGUCAGUGAUUGUGAGGCAGGGACAUCACUGCCCAUCUACUUCUCCUGCAGACUCCAGAACCAGCGCCCACCCGCUAGUCCUGUCCCUGGCUCCAGGCCACAGAUAGACCCAGCGGAAGGCCUAUGGUCAGCCAUUGAUUCUGAGGCAGGGAAAUCACUGCCCAAAUACCUCUCCGCAGACCACUGCCCAAGCGCCCACCUGCUCUGUAGUUGCAGGUCACAGACAGACCCUGCUGCAGACCUCUGGCCAGCCAGUGAUUCUGAGGAAUGGACAUCACUUCCCACCUACCUGUCUUACAGAACCCAAACCAAUGCCCACCUGCUAGAUAGCCUGUCCUGGCGCUGCCUACAGGCCACAGACAGAUCCAGUAGUAGACCUCUGGCCAGCCAGUGUUCCUGAGGCAGGCACAUCACUG
Molecule: messenger RNA, 802 nt
Organism: Tupaia belangeri chinensis (Chinese tree shrew)
Lineage: Eukaryota; Metazoa; Chordata; Mammalia; Scandentia; Tupaiidae
Exons: 7
Coding region: 1-786 (261 amino acids)
Source: RefSeq, a predicted model, not a curated record